AUGUCAGCGCGCGCUCUCUCCCUCCCUGUCCGCUCGCGGUGCCUGCUCCGUACUCCACAACAUGCUCGGUUCUCAACCCGGACGUCACUGCUCGGCGCCGGAGGCCACUAUGAUCCACCAACUGGAUGGCUCUUUGGCGUCAAGCCAGGUCACAAAUAUGUCAAGGAAGGCUGGGAGACUAUCUUCUACUAUGGUUUCUUUGGAAGCUUCCUCGUUGCCGGCAUUGCCUACGUCUUCAAGCCAGACACCUCGUAUGUCAAUCUACAUAUAUUCCUUAUUUAG
This is a messenger RNA of Trichophyton verrucosum HKI 0517, 282 nucleotides long. RefSeq lists its product as uncharacterized. Lineage: Eukaryota; Fungi; Ascomycota; Eurotiomycetes; Onygenales; Arthrodermataceae. The transcript has a single exon. Bases 1 to 282 code for a protein of 93 amino acids. The record is from RefSeq and is a predicted model, not a curated record.